Messenger RNA from Cuscuta campestris, 1888 nucleotides. The record is from the annotation of a GenBank genome assembly. NCBI's taxonomy places the organism in Eukaryota, Viridiplantae, Streptophyta, Magnoliopsida, Solanales, Convolvulaceae.
GAUGAACACGGAUUUCUCUUCUGGCGAUCCACUCCGAUUGGGCACCGAGUUCGACUUCGCGUUCGCCUUCAAUGACAGCAAUUUCUCAGACCGGAUCCUGAGGCUUGAAGUCUUGCCGGACUCUAAAUCAGGCGACGAUAGCGGCGGCGGCGGCAGCAUCGUAGAUUGGGCCCGCAAGCGUAAACGUCGCAGGGAAGAAAUGAUGACGGAGAACACUGUGGAUGUGGUAUUUCAUUGCGAGGAGCAAGUCUUGAACUGCAACAUGUUAGAUUCUGAAGAUGCUCCUCUCUAUGACAAUAUAGACGAGGAAGCGGAAGCCAUGGUUGAGGAACCACCAUCUGCCCCGAGAGCUGUAACAGGUUUCCCUGGCGAGGAGGCUAUUGAUGGCAAUGAUUUCUUACCAAAUAUGGAUUCUUCAAAUGUCCUUAGAGUUGAAACCAUACAUAUUAGCUCACCAAUUUUGGCAGCAAAAAGUCCAGUUUUUUACCAGUUGUUCUCUAAUGGAAAGAGUGAAUCCGAGCAGCGGCUUGUGACAUUACGAAUCCAUGCCUCUGAAGAGGCUGCCUUUAUGGACCUGCUGACUUUUAUGUAUGGUAAUACAUUAUCAAGUCCAACUCCAACUGCAUUGCUCGAUUUGUUGAUGGCUGCUGACAAGUUCGAGGUUGCAUCAUGCAUUAGAUACUGUAGCCGAUUACUGCAAGAUCAACCCAUGACUUGUGAAUCCGCCUUUCUCUAUUUGGAGCUUCCUUGUAAAUGUAACGUUUCAAUGGCUGAAGCGGUUCAGCCUUUGGCAGAUGCUGCUAAGAAGUUCCUUGCUGCUAGUUUCAAGGAUAUAACCAAGUUCCUAGAGGAGGUAUUGAACUUGCCUCUAGCAGGAAUUGAGGCAGUUCUGUCUAAUGAUGACCUCCAGAUUGCAUCAGAGGAUGCUGUUUUUGACAUUGUGUUAAAGUGGGCCCGGAUCCACUACCCAAAGUUAGAGGAACGGCGCGAAAUAUUAGGAUCACGCCUUUCUCGCCACAUUAGGUUCCCACUCAUGUCGUGCCGGAAGUUGAGGAAAAUCUUAACCUGCAACGACUUCGAUCCCGACCUUGCCUCUAAGGUUGUAAUUGAGGCUCUCCUUUUCAAAUCAGAACCACCAUACCGACAGCGUUCCUUAGCUGUCGAUGAAGACAAUAUCUUGUUUCAUCGUUUCGUGGAGCGGUCCUACAAGUACAGGCCAGUAAAAAUCCUCGAGUUGGAAACCCCUCGCCCACAGUGCAUCGUGUACCUAGAGUUAAGGAGAGAAGAGUGCUCGAAUCUUUACCCUGCUGGCAAGGUUUACUCACAAGCCUUCCAUUUAGGGGGACAAGGGUUCUUUCUGUCAGCACAUUGCAACAUGGAUCAACUGAGUCAGUUCUCAUGCUUCGGGCUUUUCUUGGGCAUGCAGGAGAAAGGGUCUGGAUCGUUUGCGGUCGACUACGAGUUUGGAGCUCGGACGAAGCCCACAGAGGAGUAUGUGAGCAAGUACAAGGGGAACUACAAAUUCAAUGGCGGGAAGGCUGUUGGGUAUAGGAACUUGUUUGGGGUACAAUGGAGUGCUUUUGUUGCCGAGGAUAGCCCUUACUUCAUCAAUGGAAUUCUCCAUCUUCGCUCCGAGCUCACGAUCCGUCCUACAACGAGAGACUAAAGAACAAUGCUUUUUAUUUGAGCUGGUGUGAUAUCUCCGGUCUGAUCCGAUCUAAUUUUUGUAAAAUUAAAGAAUGAGCAGGAAAAAUAAGUUGAACGGAAGAGAAACCCUAUACCGGGACAUGUCCCCCAAUAUGUAGGGUGAAUCAAGCUCAAUAUACCCGGUUAGAAUAGUACCCAGGCCUAGACCGCCCACACUUGGUAAUUAAUUAACCUUGUCUAG